AGCCAACUGAGUUGUCAUAAAUUCACAUGAGUACAGACAUCGAAUAUUCCAAAUUGAGCUCUCGUGUUUUAUUUUUUAAAUUUCCCAAUACUGCCGGCGGAGGAAGCACAAUGGACGGCUGCCACAACGACAUCCUGGCACCCCUCAUCCUGGCCGUCAUGGUGGCCAAUGGACAUCCCCUCACCCUGGACGAGAUCGUCGAUGAGCUGACGGCGGUGAUCAAUUCUCAGACGGAGCUGGCAGUGGCCCCAGAAAAUAUUGGAGACGGCAAACAUGGCCAUAAGUCAUUUAACCCUAGACGAAAGUAGUAAGGAGAGCCUCGUACUCCCUUAAAGGCGAUUUAUAAUUUAAAGCAAGAACUUACUCUAGACUCGCGUGAAUUUAUUUCAAUAAAAUAACCAUUAAAAUA
Drosophila biarmipes is the source of this 409-nucleotide messenger RNA. RefSeq lists its product as uncharacterized. The transcript has a single exon. The record is from RefSeq and is a predicted model, not a curated record. Bases 27 to 308 code for a protein of 93 amino acids. NCBI's taxonomy places the organism in Eukaryota, Metazoa, Arthropoda, Insecta, Diptera, Drosophilidae.